Ochlerotatus camptorhynchus is the source of this 5689-nucleotide messenger RNA. It is a transcript of the gene Tao, whose product is annotated as Serine/threonine-protein kinase Tao. Bases 1581 to 4463 code for a protein of 960 amino acids. NCBI's taxonomy places the organism in Eukaryota, Metazoa, Arthropoda, Insecta, Diptera, Culicidae. The record is from RefSeq and is a predicted model, not a curated record. Gene Ontology annotation, molecular function: protein serine/threonine kinase activity; ATP binding. Gene Ontology annotation, cellular component: cytoplasm. The transcript has 14 exons. Gene Ontology annotation, biological process: protein phosphorylation.
GAGUGGAGUUGAAAUUUUGCAGUCGUCGUCGUCGCGUUCCUUGUCUGUCCGUGUGCGAAAAUUUAAGUGAAAAGCUUCGGCGUUGGUGGCUUCGGAGAAAAUUAUUCGCGAUUACGGUUAUUCCCGUAUCCGACGGGAAGCUGGAGUGCUAUUUUCGCCGGGAAUAAUCGGUACGGGAGUGUUGCUGCAAUCAGCCUGGCUACUGGAUGAAAAAUCGUACAACGGAAGAAAGAAAAAAAUGUCUGGCGAUUGAUUCACGCACUCUGGCCCUCCCCAUCAGCUAUCAUCAGAGCGAGCGAAUGAAGGCAAGGUCUGCUGUUGCUGCAUUGGUUUUUUGAAGUUUCGAAUUUUCGCUCCCGUGUGUGUGUGAAAUGCGAAAAUUGAAGAAUAUGUAGUGAUUUUAUUUUCGCUUUACUGAUUCAAUAAUUCGCCCAUCCUAGUGUAGGAGAGUGUGUGCUGUAAUCUGCUGUUUUGGUGAAUCGAAUGUAUUAGAAGAGAAAUUCAUUCAUAGGAUCAGUAUCUUUGGUGUUCCGGAAGAAAAGUACUUCACACAAUCUGCAAGCAGACUGGCCGUAAAGGAGGAAAAGCAGUCCUUUUCGGGGGGUUCCAGACGGAAUCACGUCUAUCGCCCACUGUGAGCGCAGUAUGAGUAGCCCUCAGCUCACUCCUUUCGCCUUGUGAACACUAGUGUGAAGUGGUGUGUAUUUGGUAUAUAUUUUUUGUGUGCAAUCGCCAUUUUGUGCUCCGACGACGGGCAAGUGAACCGAUCGAACGAAAGGGAAGAAAGUCUAGAGUAGCCCAGUGGCCAAGACUGCCAAAAAGCAGAGACUUCCAGGGACUGCCUCCGGGCAGCGGUGGUUCGCCGCAAGGAAAGUUUCCUGUUACCCAAGAGUGCACAAGUUCUGUGUGGAUCGUGGUGUCUGGUGUAGGAAAGCACGAAACGUCAUCUCGAGAGGCGCUCCCCAAAAUAUGUAAAAGCUUGAAAUUUUCCUUAUCGGAUAACAACGUCUGUUCGUCGAAGCUGGUACUGCAGCCACGGUUGUCAGCGAUGGGACCAUCAAAGGAUCUAUCAGGCCUCUGAGAAUCCCGUAACCAACCGGAGGAUUUGAACAAACCUCGGUUUGGCAAAGGAGGUGCUCCAGGCACACAGUGAAAAUGCGCAGAAGGUGGCAAAGAUCGGAUCAAGCAAACCAACUCAGUGACAAUGCGGUGUUCAGUGUUCAUAUAUGGUCUUGGAGCAAAAAUAGUCCGGUGGCACCGAGUGGUCUAAUCAAUUAGCAAACACAUGACAAUAAUCAAAGCGGUGUAGAAACGGAUGGUGCACAAUUCAUCACCGUUCGUGGUAGUUAGUGCAUUGCGGUGAAGAUUCGUUAUAUACACAAACAACAGCGACGUCACUGGUAGUGGCUCAUCGGAAGAAGCGAAUCAAUUAAACAGCAAUCGCGGCGCGAUAGUGAAAAAGUGGUGCAAAGCACAGAAGCAAUCCGGAAAGGUAAACAUAAUUCAAAACGUGACGUGAGUGUGAUAAUCGCCCCGCCGUUACCGUCACUACUAGUGCUGCUGGUACUACUGUCAGUAGUAUGCCUAUAAUGAGGCCGGGUAGCCUGAAGGAUCCCGAGAUAGCCGAGCUGUUCAACAAGCAUGACCCGGAGAAGAUUUUCGAAGAUCUGCGCGAAAUCGGCCAUGGAUCGUUCGGUGCGGUGUAUUACGCAAAAUGCAAUCUCACGCGCGAGAUUGUCGCGAUCAAGAAAAUGUCCUACAUGGGCAAACAGAGCAUGGAAAAGUGGCAGGAUAUCCUGAAGGAGAUUCGCUUCCUACGGCAGCUGAACCAUCCGAAUACGAUCGAGUACAAGGGAUGCUAUCUGCACGAGAACACGGCAUGGCUGGUGAUGGAGUAUUGCGUCGGAUCGGCUUCCGAUAUAAUCGAGGUGCACAAGCGGCCCCUCAAGGAGGAAGAAAUAUCGGCCAUCUGCGAUGGAGUGCUGCGGGGGUUGAGCUACUUGCACGGUCUCGGAAGGAUUCAUCGUGAUAUCAAGGCGGGCAACAUUCUGCUGACCGAGCAAGGUGUGGUGAAGCUGGCCGAUUUCGGCAGUGCAGCCAUCAAAUGUCCCGCCAACAGCUUCGUGGGGACACCGUACUGGAUGGCACCGGAGGUUAUACUGGCGAUGGACGAAGGUCAGUACGAUGGCAAGGUGGACGUGUGGUCGCUCGGCAUUACCUGCAUCGAGCUGGCGGAGCGGAAACCUCCCUACUUCAAUAUGAACGCGAUGUCUGCGCUGUAUCAUAUUGCGCAAAAUGAGGCUCCUUCGCUACAGGCUCCAGACUGGUCCGAUAUUUUUCGGAGCUUUGUGGAUUUUUGCUUGAAGAAAUCCCCGAACGAAAGGCCAAAUUCCAGUAAACUGUUAACCCAUUCUUUCAUGACGAGGAUACGAUCGCCAAAUGUACUGAUUGAUUUAAUAGCGAGAACUAAAGCUGCCGUUAGGGAAUUGGACAAUCUGAAUUAUAGGAAGAUGAAAAAGAUCCUAAUGGUGGACUCUUGCGAGACGGAAAGUAAUGUCGGCGAUGCUGAAGACACUCCGGAUGAGCAGAUUGGUGGUGAUAGCAGCAAGAGUAACAGUAUAACCUCGGAACAUUCGUUACAUUCGGUGGACCAGCACGGAGGUGUGCUGCGAAAUGCAUCCAGGCAUCGGAUGCCGGCGCCUGGUUUGCCUCCGAUGCAUAACAACAGUAUGAACAAUUCGGGCGGCCGAGAUGGUCUGAUGGUGGGUGAUGGCCUGAACCGGUUGAGUCUGGGCGUGAGCGGAGGAAGUGGCGGCAGUGGCAUGGGUAGUGGAGGCCUUGGUGGAAGUGGAUCCGGAUCCGGCAGUAUGGGUGCUAGUAUUGGGUAUCAAAAUUCUUCAUCUAGUCCCGUUGUACCUCAUCAUCAUCCGCAUCAUAAUCACGUGUCGCAGGCGGCAGCGAAUGCGGUUGCCGAGCAUGGUGCCAACAAUUUUGCUACUAUUAGGACUACUAGUAUUGUGACGAAACAGCAAAAGGAACAUAUGCAGGAGGAAAUGCACGAGCAAAUGUCCGGCUACAAGCGAAUGCGCCGGGAACAUCAAGCAGCCUUAGUGAAACUAGAGGAAAGGUGCAAGGUCGAAAUGGAACAGCACAAAGGAGCCUUGGACAAGGAAUAUGAUCUGCUAUUGCAUAGUUUCACUAGGGAUUUAGACAAACUAUCGGGAAAGCACCAACAAGAAAUCGAUCGUAGGAUGAAGCAAAACACCGUUGCCGAAAAGAAACUUUAUAAGGAGAUAUCAACUCGACAAGAAGGCGAUCGCAAAGCGUUCGAUAUGCAUAAAAAGAAAGAGUAUAAAGCCAACAAGGAACGCUGGAAGCGAGAGCUAUCGAUGGACGAUUCGACUCCGAAGCGGCAGCGGGAUGCUACUCUUCAAUCCCAAAAGGAUAAUCUGAAGCAAGCGGAGGCUCAAGAAGAGCAGCGGAUGCUGCGAGUGCAGAAGAAUUACAUCGAUCUAGAGAUGCGCAAGUUCCGAAGGAAAAAGAUGAUUCUUCUGCACGAGCUCGAAAACCAGCUGCUGCGUGAUGAAUUGAGUAAAAAACAACAGCAGCUGGAGCAAGCGCACGGCAUGCUUAUCAAACACCACGAAAAGACUCAGGAUUUAGAAUACCGUCAGCAAAAGAGUGUUCACGCUCUCCGCGAAGAGCAGAUAUCAAAACAACACGAAAGUGAGCUGCGUAACCAAAAGGAGUACAUGGAUCGGGCCGAGCGGGAGCUGUUGAGGCGGCAUGCGCUGGAACUCAAACAGCAACCGAAGAGUCUGAAGCAAAAAGAACUCCAAAUACGCAAACAGUUCCGAGAGACGUGUAAAACCCAGACGCGUCAGUACAAGGCACUGAAAGCUCAAAUCCUGCAGACAACGCCUAAGGAGGAACAAAAAGCUGUGAUAAAGAAAUUAAAAGAGGAGCAACACCGUAAGUUAACGUUAUUGGGUGAUCAGUAUGAACAAAGUAUUGCCGACAUGCUGCAGAAGCAGAGUUUGAGGUUAGACGAAAGUCAGGAAGUCGAAUGCCAUCAGCUGAAGGAUCGGCUACAGUACGAGCUGGAGAUCCUCACAGCUUACCAGAGCAAAAAUCGAAUGCAAGCGCAGGCGCAGCGGGACCGCGAGCGGAAGGAGCUCGAGGAUCGCGUCAGCGUGCGGCGAGCACUGCUGGAAAGUAAGAUGGAAACUGAACUGCAGCAGUUCAAUCAGGAACGCGCAGAACGGAUUCGCUUACUCCGGGAGCGACACGAGAAGCAACUGGAGGCGUUCGAUGAGGAAUCGGCACGGAUGGGCUUCAGUGCACUGGCGUUGGCCGAAGCAUCGAAGGAAACCUACCCGGACGAGGAGGGUAGCCUGUCGGGGUCAAUGCUUAGCUUGGCUCACAGUAACAGCUCUACCAGCUUCCCGGCGGGUUCACUAUAGCAUAAAUCUCGUUUUAUGCAAACGUUGUCGAGUCAUAAUUCUAUGUAGGUGAAGUCGAGUGGAACAGAAAGAGAGCAAAGCAAAGCGCUUGCAAUAAGGGACGAAUACGACGCAUGGAGUACUGAGUAUGUGUAAUUUUAAUAGUUCCGUAUACAGUAGACGUACGGGGGUUAUGUGGUGGCGAGUGCCCGGGGAUGGAGCUGCACCCCUAUUUAUGAGCUCUGCAUACCUUAUGUUAUGCGUUUUUACCACUAAAAUGUUUAUGAAUUUUUUGCCGUGUACCUAUCAAUGUAGAAAUUAUGUUGCUUAUUUUCUGUCCUAUGUAUUACUUUUGUUUAUCGAAUUUCUUACCGGAAGUGAACACAGAACGUAUGAUCAAACCUUCUAAAUUCUAGUCAAUUUGUUUCGUUUCAUCACUUGGCAGUAUGAGGCAUCAGUUAGCCAAUGUCGUUGACCAUAGGAACUGGGGAUAAGCGUUUCUGUAGCGACGGACGAACGGAGGUCGGUCGGUCCCUCGAUAAUACUCAUGUUAAAUUCGAAUGAUUCCUAGUUGCUAAGGUAGGCCCAUUUGAUAGCGUAACCGCGCGCGCUUGUAAGUUCAUUUGUAAAUAGUCGUACAUUUGCUUGUAAUACCAAACUUGUUCUAAUAUACAAUACUGCUUUUCAUAGAGGAUGAAAACAAAAAUAAACCUGGGUCGAAGUAGAGUCGUGCGUUUGGGGUGCGUGUUUCCCGUUCCUUUCGGUCCCGUGCUACUAACUGAUGAUCAUACUUUGCAUUUUGCUCAUUCAUCGCGAUUUUUACGUUUGUCUAUUUUCCUAUUCUUUUUGACACUGUACCUAUUCACUCUUUCGCUUACUUCGUAACAUUCGGUGGAUUGUUUUGUUGUUGUCGGGAAGCUUAUUACUGUUCAUCCAAUGUCUUUACGGUUAUUAAGUUCGGACGAUGCCAGUCCAAAUCUGUGGGUCUCAAAAUAAUUCAGAUAUGCUUUCAUAGGAGCAUUGGCUCUACCCCGGUUGCCAUAACAGCCGUUUUGAAUAAUGGUCGUUAGGCAUAAAUGUGGAGAACCACUAAUUAGUUAUAUUUAGGCCUAUUCUGCAGUUGAUGAUAAAAAGAAGGGAAAAUAAUCCUUUAAUUGGAGUUUACCCUUCUUUUGAACUUGAGCUAUUCUUUUUUUUGUGUUUAUGCUAAACGGUAGUGAUGCCAACUUGCGAUUAUACCAAACGGC